This is a messenger RNA of Penicillium cosmopolitanum, 960 nucleotides long. RefSeq lists its product as uncharacterized. The record is from RefSeq and is a predicted model, not a curated record. The transcript has a single exon. The coding region runs from base 1 to 960 and encodes 319 amino acids. NCBI's taxonomy places the organism in Eukaryota, Fungi, Ascomycota, Eurotiomycetes, Eurotiales, Aspergillaceae.
AUGAAGACAUUCUCCCUUUCCUGGAGCCUAUUAUUAGGACUCUGCAUUUUAUUCUCAAUUACUUUUGAUAUUGCCGGGGCAGUUAGCCAAAGCGAUACGCAAACCGAAGAAUGCUCGUUUCCUGGGAAAUCUAGCUCUUCGAAAAGAUCACACCUUUCUUCAUCGUCUAUCAGAAAAAGACAGCCCGAAGACAUUGAGAAGCGAACGCUUCAAUCUCCAGUACGCGACGGAUCCGCCUAUGUCACACAGCAGCUGGAAACAGCCGACUUUAUGGACUACGAUUCCGCUUGGGUUCAAUCUGAUUUUGAAGCGCUCGAGGGGGAAGCUUUCAAAUCUGCAAUUGGAACGCUUUCCGGUUGUGUGGCUAUAGUUGUGGUAUCACGAAAGGGCAUUUUUCGAUCGCACAUCUGGGAAAAGCCCCUGAUUGGGCCCGAUGGAGACUUCUCCUCGCUAAGCUCAGACGCUUAUUUUCAAGAAAACUGUCUGAAUACCGUUCGUGAUGGUGGAAUUGAUUCGCCGAGUGUCAGCCGGUGGACCUCCGCUGAGUUAUCUGGUGAUAACAACGCUAAAGCUUUUAUCUUCAAACGCCUCAGCUCGGGUCACGAUCAAUAUGACCAAGGCUAUGAUGGCAAAGUGGACCAGAUUCAGACUCUAGUAAACCGGAUUACUGGCCUGACUGCGCAGGUCGUUGAAUAUCAGAACCGUGUUAACAAUAUCGAUGACUUCGGAAUGUCGGAGAUGGGAAAGAUAUUCUUCGAAUACGACCCUCAAGCGGUAAAUGCCGGAGAGGAGGGUUGUGAGGAUUGGAGAGCUAGCUACAGGCUCUGGGUAGAGUCAGGUCUUGCCGGCAGUGAUUUAUGGGAGCCAUAUGAUAAUCAAUUGGCAAGGACUCGGACUCGGAAUGAAUGGGUUCUGGUUAACGAUGCGACCCUGAUAAUUAUCUGGGUAGGACUCGGCUGA